Messenger RNA from Cicer arietinum (chickpea), 2664 nucleotides. Its product is annotated as pentatricopeptide repeat-containing protein At3g62470, mitochondrial-like. NCBI's taxonomy places the organism in Eukaryota, Viridiplantae, Streptophyta, Magnoliopsida, Fabales, Fabaceae. Gene Ontology annotation, molecular function: protein binding. The record is from RefSeq and is a predicted model, not a curated record.
AAAUUUUUGGGCUCAGAUCCAUAAACUUUAAAAGUGGGCCAAACAUUGAGGAAUUUGCAGGGUCCAUCAACGGUUACCCAAUCAACCUCAAUUUACCAGCUUCCCUUUCCGUCGUUGCCACUCCACUUCACUUUGUUGCUUUCUGCAGAGUUAAUGGCACUUCAAAUCCAAUGAAUCUCUCUCUCCGACACAUUACCAAAACCUCAUCCUCCAACAACAUUCCAAUCACAACGUUGUUCCUAGAUUCCACACUGCCACAUGGCACCUUCAGUGUCUUCACCACCACCAAGCUUCGCUCUUUCCAUCAGGGACGACGAACAAAUGGACACCAAAGAAGAAGAGAGCAAGUGUGCUUACCUUGUGGUAGCUCUUUUCCCUUGUCUCGUUUGCUUUAUUAUCCUCUUAAUCGCUCUUUCCAUCAUUCUUGUUUUCAAAUUCCACUUCUUUUGCCACACCCCUCUUCAUUCCUUGUUCUACAAAAAAAACUGUUGAUUUCCCAUUUGGGUUGUUUUUCUAGGUUACCCUUUUCUAGUUUCCAUGAAAAGUUUCUGUUUUUGGAUAAUUAUAGGGGAUUUGGUAGUGUUAGUAAUAGUGGGGUUGAAUCUGAUACUGAGGGUGAGGGUAGUGAUGGUGGUGUUAAUGCUGAGUCAUGUGCAGAUUCAGACGAGGUUAAUAGGGUAUGCAAGGUGAUUGAUGAAUUGUUUGCUUUGGAUAGGAACAUGGAGGCAGUUCUUGAUGAAUGUGGGGUUAUGUUAUCACAUGAUUUUGUUGUGGAUGUGUUGCAAAGGUUCAAACAUGCUAGGAAGCCUGCAUUUAGGUUCUUUUGUUGGGCUGGGAAAAGGCCUGGUUUUGAUCACGAUUCAAGAACUUAUAACUGCAUGAUGGAUAUUUUAGGGAAGACUAGACAAUUUGAGACUAUGGUAGCAAUGCUUGAUGAAAUGGGUGAGAAGGGUCUUUUGACAAUGGAGACUUUUGCAAUUGCUAUCAAGGCAUUUGCUUCUGCUAAGGAAAGGAAAAAAGCUGUUGGGAUCUUUGAUCUUAUGAAGAAGUAUAAGUUUAAAGUUGGCGUUGAUGCUGUUAAUUUCUUGCUUGAUAGUCUUUGUGCGGCGAAGCUUAUUAAAGAAGCCCAAGUUGUGUUUGAAAAACUUAAAGAUAGAUUUGUUCCCAAUUUACAAACUUACACCAUACUUCUUAAUGGUUGGUGUAGGGUUAGAAACUUGUUGGAGGCCGGGACGGUGUGGAAUGAGAUGAUUGAUAAGGGAUUUAUGCCAGAUAUUGUUGCACAUAAUAUUAUGCUUGUAGGGUUGUUAAGGUGUAGGAAGAAGUCUGAUAGCAUUAAGUUAUUUGAAGUCAUGAAAGCCAAAGGUCCGUCGCCGAACGUUCACAGUUAUACAAUAUUGAUACAGGACUUGUGCAAACAAAAGAUGAUGAGAGAAGCUGUAGAUUAUUUUGACGAAAUGGUGGAUCGCGGCUGUCAACCUGAUGUUGCACUUUACACUUGUUUGAUCACCGGGUUUGGAAAGCAGAAGAAAAUGGAUAUAGUAUAUGAUUUAUUGAAGGAAAUGAGGGAAAGAGGUUGUCCACCUGAUGGAAGGACCUACAAUGCUUUGAUAAAACUGAUGGUAAGCCAACAUAUGCCAGACGAUGCAGUGAGAGUAUAUAGGAAAAUGAUUCAAAGUGGCAUCGAACCAACGAUUCACACAUACAACAUGAUAAUGAAAUCGUAUUUUGUGACGAAAAAUUAUGAAAUGGGCCGAGCAGUUUGGGACGAGAUGCGUCACAAGGGGUGCUGUCCUGAUGAUAACUCCUACAUUGUAUUCAUCGGUGGCCUUAUAAGACAAGGCAGGCCAGAUGAGGCAUGUAAAUAUUUAGAGGAAAUGAUGCAGAAAGGGAUGAAAGCUCCUCAGCUUGAUUAUAACAAGUUUGCUGCUGAUUUUUCUAAGUAUGGGAAUCCUGUCAUACUUGAGGAGUUAGCUAGAAAGAUGAAUUUUGCUGGUAAGUUUGAAGUGUCUAAUGUAUUAGCCAGUUGGGCUGAUAUGAUGAAGAAAAAUGUCAAGAGAAGAGAGGCUGCAGAAUCUUGUAGGCAGUUUUCAUGAUUGCUUGAUUGAUUUGCAGGUUUGCAAAAACCCUUUUGGUCGAAAGAUGUUAGAGGAAAAAAACCAACUCCUUUGAACUACCAAUCAUCUUCUUUGUAUUCUAGUUUUUUUGUAAAAUUGUUUGAUGUAAGCUAUUUAUUUUUGUACAUAGCUAUGGUUAAAACUUAUAAACAAAUGUUGUAUAAUAAUGGCUUGUACCGGUUUGAAUGAAGAGCUUGGUGGAUUUGGUUAUAGGAGGCCGUUAUUAAGAAGACAAAAAAAAAAUGGUAGUAGUAUAUGCUUCUAGUUUGAUAUAGAGGGGUAGAGGUUAGGUUUAGAGAGUUAAUUGACAUAUUACUCCUUAUCUUAGCAUGCAAGGAGGUAAAUGUGUUUACUCCUUAUAUUAAACAGUAUUGAAUCCAAAAGCAUGAGGGAGUGUAACUGAUGUGAUCCUAUGUCGGAUUUUCUCUAAAAAGUACUGCAUAGGAGGCAGUGAAAUUGUGAUCGUAGGUCUUAUUCUCUUUGAUUUUUCAUACUUGUAUUAUUGUUCUCAUUUUAGUUUUAUAGUGAUUCUCAUUUUGUGAACCAA